AUGGCGCCCACCCGGCCGCCGCCAUCAUCGGCUUCGUUUCCGCCCCCGCCUGCGUUCUCAUCUCCCCCUCCUCGACCGUCGGUCCCCCCGCCUCCCCCUCCUUCCUCGUCGCACGCCACCCUCCCGACUGCGGCGACCUCGAUCGCGUCGUCGCUUGCCGCCGAACCAAACGACCCGACCCCUGCGGCUGGCCCGUCAAACCAACCUUCCGGCCCACGCACCGCCUUCCGCCGCUCUUGGCGCCGCCCCAGCUCCAACAACGCCGCUACCGCCAGCAAGGCCCGCGCCGACGCCAACAGCAGCGGGCCAGCACCAACGAAGGCAACCGCCUUCACCCGAGCCUCGAGCCCUACGCCGCCACCUCCAGAGUCCGGCCAGAGGGCGCGGAGAUCCGGCUCAUCCCGGAUCGGCAAGAGCUUCGAGGACGCCCUCGCCUCCAACCACACCUACGUUCUGCAGGGCAGCGCGGAUCCCCUGCCAAAGGCGGCAGACCACGAUCGAGACGACGAGCGCAGCGUCAGUGACGACAAGCACGUCACCGACGACGCAGACGAAGACGGCGAAGAAGCACAACGAGACCAAGGCUUUGCGCCGCCGAAGCCAUCGCAGACCGACGCAGCAACUAGCAUCGCAGAUCCUACGGCGCCUUCGGAUGCUUCGCUCCAGGCUCUGACCGAGGAGGCUGUACCGAGCGUCGUGCCUUCCGAGCCCGGACCUGGCCAACUCGACCCAGGGAUCGGCCGUUGCGAGGACGAGCCGAGCGAGAGCAUGCUCGCACUCCCGGCCACGCACCACCACCAGCGCCUCGACAACCGCCGCAACAUUUCCGCUCCGAUUGCCUCGGACCCAGCAGAUCACAGUCACGGGACGACCGAUCCAGGCCACGGAGCAAGCGCAUCGCGCGCCUCGUCUACAUCUAACGAGUCGGAGCUGCACGUCAAGCCUCAAGGUCGCGGGGCUCCUCGGCGGCCCUCCGUCCAGGCCAAGGCCGCCGACACCGCUGCUGCAGACGGAUCCAUGCCAUCGUCUCGCAAGCCGUCCGACGGCAGCGCGCGGCAGGUCUCGGCUUCUCCGGGGUCGCGUAGCAAGAGUCAGGGCCCGUCCGACGACCGUCGGCAGGUGCCUCCGGCGGAGCGAUCCGCGCUCGCCGUGCCGUCCUCGUCAUCCCGUGCCGAAAGUUUCAGUCUGGCCGACGAGGUGGCCAUGAACAGCCCUAAGAUUGAAGAGCAGCCGGAGCCCAUCAUGCUGAGCUCCCACGGCGGCGGCGGCGGCGGCGGCGGCGGUACUUUUAGGGAGCGCAUGAAGAAGACGAGCAGCUUCCUGCGCAAGCUGCGCGGCGACGGCGCCAGCAGCGGCAGCGACAAAAAGGGGCGCAAAGCGACCACCCACGCUCACAGCGCACUCAGCCUUCACGCCAAGCCGUCGCAGAGCACCGACACCAUCUCGCGCAAGGAAAGCCACGCGAGCCUUGCCAGCGAGGGAGCCUCGAGCAUGGCAUACAGCAACCACAGCCUCUCGAGCGGCCCGACGCUGCGAUCCAACGGCCAGUUUAGCCCGAGCGACGAGGUGCCCGUGCCCUCGAUCCCGUCAAGGUACGCCAAGGACGCCUCUGUAUCCACAUCGAUCAGCGACAUCCAACGGUCACCCCACGCGGGUCCGGAGACGCCAGCAAUGCUCGCAAGGCCGGCGGGCGUCAGCAAGGACAAAGCGGCGCUAGCGUCCGACGUCGGCGCGCGCGGACUCGUCGCGGGAAAACCUGUCUUGCCCCAGCGAUCCUCGUCGCAGACCCAUGCUCGGCUUCCGCGUCGUUCGGACGCAUCCUCUGGCGAUGUGCGCAUCGUCAUCCGCGAGUGGGAGACUGCCAUGGACGCCGCGCUCAAGGACGCCGCCUGCGACCUCGAAAAGAAGACCAAGUUCACGCCAAAGGCCGCCUGGGGACCGAGCCCGACACUGCCGGCGCUGGACCUCUCGCGCUACCGGGAACGCUCCGGCAGCUUUAUGGAGGAGGGCGACGUCGAGGAAAGGACGCGCCUCAUCAAGGCCGGCACCCGCGUCGAACCGACCUCGUCUUCGCUCCCAUCGACGCCCAAGAUUGGCGGUACGGCCCGACCCGCGCUCGGUCCCAGCGACUCUCCCGGUCUGGCGCAGCGCGCAGCAUCGUACGGCUACGCCGGCGACGGUUCGGGGCGGAUCAGAGCUGGUAGGAGGGAUGGCCAGCCUGCCGAGGCGACGGGAUUGGGCAUCAAGUCCUCUCCCCUCGCCGACAGUGCCGGCUCACCGCAGACAAGCACCCUCUGGCAGUCUAUGGAUGACAGGCUGACGCACAGCAGGGAUCCCACCGCAGUCAAUGGCACUGAGCGCUGGUCCAAUGAGGCCUACCACGCGCAGCAAAACCAGCAGCGAGCCGACUCGCCAGGUGGCAGCGUCCAGACGCCGCGGAGCAGCACGCGCAACUCGAACGAGAGCGCGCGCCAGCCCUACUCGCUGCGGUCCAGCCAUGCGCGCUACGGCACAUCGGGCGCCAGCCUGACCAGCGCCAAGAGCUUCGAGACGGCGGCCGAGAGCGCGGUCGUCACCGCAGCAGAGCCGAUGAAGCGCUUCUCGGCCGAUCACCAGCCGGAGCAGCGUUCGGCCGGCUGGAUGGCCGACGACGCCGACGAGACGAUCCAGCAGGCAUCCAGGCUCAGCCUGGAUGACCAGCCGGAGGAAAUCGUGGAGCCCGAGCAGUCGAUCCGACUGAUCACCAGCGCAGACGACGGCCUUGGCCUUGUUACGCAUUACGGCGACGAAGCCUCGACCCCGGUCGAUGCGAACGUCAUGACCAUAUCUCCGGAGUUGCACGACGACGGCGCGCGCUCGCCACAGCAAGCAUCCGCUAGCCCGCUUCGAUCGGGCCUAGAGACGAUCUCCGAGGCAUCUUACCCGCGAGGGCGGUCGUCACCCUCGCUAUCUCGCGGACUAUCGGUACGAGGCGAUCACCUGCCAUCUCGAGGGCCCAGCCCGAGCCUGUCGCUCCGAUCAAGGGAAGUCGCUUCUCCUUCGCCCAGCUACGCGCACACACCGCGAAUGGGCGGGGGCAGUGGCAGCGUCGACGUCCUCUCUCUCAACGACGAGGAAAUGUCCGCGAGCAACGGCGACUUGCGGGCGAGCGUCGACAACUCCGGCGCGGAGCUGGCCGCCAGGUGCUGGAACGAAGAUCCAACCUUCCUCAAGAAGGAAAAGAUUGCCGAGUGGCUCGGCGGCAUCGGCCUGGCCAACAAGGCGGCUCGGCGGGCGUACUUUGAACGCUUCGAGUUUGAGGGUCUGCGGAUUGACGUCGCCUUCCGACGUCUGUGCGACAAGCUCUUUCUGCGAGCCGAGACGCAGCAGAUCGACCGCAUCCUCCGCGCCUUCAGCGAACGGUACUUUGACUGCAACAAGGGCUCGGUGUUUGGCAGCGCGGACGAGGUACACAGCGUGGUCUUCUCCCUGCUGCUGCUCAACACCGACCUACACAUCGCCGACAUCCAGGACAGGAUGACCCGCACGCAGUUUGUCAGGAACACCAUGUCGGCCAUCGCCGAGUCUCGACAGAUGGACCUCGGCGCUUCUGGGACAGGCGGCGGCAGCGGCAACGACUCUCGCAGCAGCCUCAAUCUCGCCGCGUCGGAGAAGCACGAACCAUCUUCGAGCACCACCGGGCUCGGCUCGUUUGGCACGCGAGGCCGGAUCAACCGCAGUGCGAGCGUCCGCAGCAGGAUGAGUCCCAGCAUCCGUCAGCAUGACUUCAGCUCUGCCGGGUCCGAGGGCGCUGCAAGUCCACGCAUGUCGACGGCAACGCUGCCACCCGACAUUGUGGUAUCUGGCUCUUCUUCCAGAAGCGGCGACGUCGACUUGGAGCUGCUGCUGAGGGACAUCUACGCGGCGGUCAAGAACGAACGCAUCCUGCUGCCGGAAAACGGCGGUCUUUCCGCGCCGACCAGCCAGCCCAGCACCACCAGACGGCGUGGGCCCGGCGAGCGUGUCAAUGCUCUGAAGCGUGGCAGCAUCCGAGGCAUCCAGGGGCUUCUGGGCACAUCGAGCGCGAUGAGCAGCGACAACUCGCUCAGCACGUCGCCCGGAUCCAUGACGUCCCGGUCCGCCACGGACCCGUGGGGCGCUCUGACUGCCUCGGCAUCGUCCAGCAGCACGGGUCAGACGGCCCACUCGAACUCGGCGACCAUCGGUUUCGCCAGCACUCUGACGCAGACCAUCAUCCGAGAGGCACAGGACGAGGAUGCGCUGAGCAUCAGCUCGCUCGUAGACGAGCCCGAUGACGACGAGCUCGCGCUGAUGGGCCCGCCAUGGGCAAAGGAGGGUACCCUGACGCGGAAGCACUACUGGGAAGCACCCGGCAAGCGGGCCAGGGACAAGAGCUGGACCGAGGUGUUUGUCGUCAUCCAGAAGGGCAAGCUGAGCAUGUUCAGAUUUGGCGACACCACCGGGCGGUCGUCGAAGCAGCAGCAGCACAAUCAGCAACAACAACAGCAGCAGCAGCAGCAGCAGCAGCAGGCGGUCGGCGCCGCUCGCAAGGGCAGCGGCAACGGCGUCAUGGGCGGAGGCAACUGGCUCUCGAACGCGACAGCCCUUGGCGAAGUCAGCUUGGCGCACACGCUGGCCAACGUGCUGCCGCCGCCGGGAUACAACCGCGAGCGCCCGCACGUGUUUGCGCUGACGCUUCCGGGAGGCGCCGUCUUCUUCUUCCAGGCGGGCCACGAGGAGCUGGUGCAGGAGUGGGUGCAGACGUGCAACUACUGGGCGGCGCGGCAGAGCAAGGAGCCGCUGCCGGGCGCCGUCUCGAACAUGGAGUACGGCUGGAACAAGGUGCUGCCCUCGGAGGACUUUGAGGAGCUCGACGAGGCAGACGGCGGCGAUCUCGACGACGCCGCUUCGUUUACGCCGUCGACGUCCAACGCCGGCUCCGUGUCGACGGUGCCCGACGCCAGCAUCUACAGCGGCAGCAGCCUGGGGCUCGGCAAGGCGGCCGACAGCCGGAGCAUGCGGAGCGCGCGGUCCGGCCGUUCGUCGCGCGCCAGGGCCGGCGUGUCACUCUACCAGAACCUGCGCGACGCCGCGCUUCUCUACUCGCCCAGCAGCAACGGCGGCGGAGCAGGCGGCGGCAGCGGCUCGUCGUACACGAGCCCCGCGCCCUCGAUCCUCGGCAGCAGCAGCAGCGGCAACCUGCACCACGGCGGCGGCGGGCGCCUCGGCUUCGGAGGGGGCUCCGAGGGCCCGCACAAGAACGAGCGCAUCUUUAUAAACGAGUGGAAGGCGCCGGCAAUGCCGACGGUGGCGUCGACGCUCAAGGAGGAGGACCAGCUGGAGCGGUGCCUGGGCCACAUGCAGAUUCUCGAAAACGACCUGACGCUGCACAACGAGCUGCGGCAGCCGAUGCUGCAGCUCUACUCGCCGCGCGGGCCCAACCACGCAAAGGCGCUGUCCAACUGGGAGCGCAAGAGCAACCACCUGCUCCAGGAGCUCGUCAAGUACCAGUGCUACGUCGACUCGCUCAAGCACUCGGUCAAGCUGCGCGCCGACAUGCGCGGCAAGAAGGAAGUCGAGGGCAUGAUGCGCCGCGCCGACGAGGAAAUGGCCAAGCUCAGAGACGUGGGCCACGGCCUCGAGGACGUCCUGUGA
Messenger RNA from Pseudozyma flocculosa PF-1, 5655 nucleotides. RefSeq lists its product as uncharacterized. Gene Ontology annotation, molecular function: guanyl-nucleotide exchange factor activity. The coding region runs from base 1 to 5655 and encodes 1884 amino acids. NCBI's taxonomy places the organism in Eukaryota, Fungi, Basidiomycota, Ustilaginomycetes, Ustilaginales, Ustilaginaceae. The transcript is spliced from 3 exons. The record is from RefSeq and is a predicted model, not a curated record. Gene Ontology annotation, biological process: regulation of ARF protein signal transduction.